This is a messenger RNA of Penaeus monodon (black tiger shrimp), 2392 nucleotides long. RefSeq names its product E3 ubiquitin-protein ligase RNF103-like. The record is from RefSeq and is a predicted model, not a curated record. Lineage: Eukaryota; Metazoa; Arthropoda; Malacostraca; Decapoda; Penaeidae. Gene Ontology annotation, cellular component: endoplasmic reticulum. Gene Ontology annotation, molecular function: ubiquitin-protein transferase activity. Gene Ontology annotation, biological process: protein ubiquitination.
AAAAAAAAAAAAGAAAUGUGGCAGCGUCCAGCUCUUGCACUUCUCUAUUUGGCGAUAGUUGUCGUUGUGACAUGGAUGGUGGAAAUGGUGUUUUGGUGGGAUGCUGGAUACACAUCAUACCAGAUUGUAAAUCCACUAAGAAAUUUAUCAGUAUCACAGUUACGCAGUCUGCUUGAAAUUCGAGGCAUCCAGCACACCGCACUCUUAGAGAAAUCAGAAAUUGUAAACCUUCUGCAACAGUCAGGCCCAGUCCAGUAUGGAGAACUUUUAGAGAAAAAAGAGGAUACUAAGAAACAGGCUCCAAUGUUAUCAGGGAAAGAUGACUAUCAUGAACAAGUUUAUGAAGAGAAUGAGUCUUUAUGGCUUGUUGAGGUAGUUCCUGGAGAGGGUCAGUACACAGGCCACCGUCUUCUGGAUGACCGUUCUUGGCGUAUCCUGGCACCCAAGCUGCAGGCUCUCCAGAUCAGCAGUGCCGUCAUCAGCUGCCAGUUUGAUCGUAGAUUCUGUGCACGGCAAGGCUGGAGUCACCCACAACUGGUACUGGUGCUGCCACCAAGGAAACAGGGAAACAUGCAGAGUAGUUGGAUCAAUGGCCAGACAGCAGGAAGAGACAUUGUUUUAGCAUCAACAACACAUCUCACUGCUGCUUCAGUUCUUUCAUGGCUUCAUAGCCAAAUACAGUCAAGAAUUCAAGUUGUUAAUUGCUUGACACAGCUUGAAGAAAUUUGGUUCAAUACCACAGCUGUCAGUAAAGAAAAGAUUCCACGUGUGGUUUAUAUCUCUGAGUUGUUGAACCCACCAUUAUUGAUAGCAACUCUUGGUCUCCGACUGUCAACUCAGGAACAAGUAAGUGUUUUUCUUUCUUUUCUUCUUUUAAUUAUUAUUUGAUUCUCUCAUAUUUUCCAGGUUUCCCAGUUGCUUAAAAGGACAGGACUGACUGGAAUACCAAAUAUAGCUGUUGUCACAGCAGAAGGAGUAACUUCUUAUGGCAAGCAGAAGGGAGAGUCGCUCACAAACACUGCCCUUGAUUCCUACAUGUGUACUCUACAGCCUCAAAUGAAUGAUGUCUUUUUAGUAUCACUUGUGCUGGCCAAUGCCUUAGCAGUUGCUGAUAUAUUUAAUGUGUUUGAUGUCCGGGUGAGAGCAUGGAAACAUGCCAUUCGCACUCUGAUACGAAUGCUUGUAUACAACAUAUUUGUUUUUGUUGUUUGGCUUGCUUUCACUGCAAUUCUCAAGUUUCCAUUAGCUAAUAUUUUUCUUGAAUCUGGGUUAUGGUUGAUCUCCUAUUUAAACUCUACUUGGCUUUUUGCUCAGCUAAGAUACCAUUGGCUUAUGAUCGCAAGGCAUCCCAUCAUAUUUUGGAUGUCAGCGAACAUUUUUGGCAUCAUCGUCAUCUUGAGGAGGGUCAUCUCAAGAAGGGAAAGUGAACCGGCUGAUAUGGAUUCCAAUUGGUGGUCAAUAUUCUCAAUGGAUUCCUAUUUGGUUGACGUUCUUUUCCGUCCCAUGGCAUCACUGUCUCGCCCAAGGCCAUCUCAGGAUUUAGGUCUGGAGGGCAUGGAGCUCCUCAUAGAGCGAUUAGCCACACCAGACUUGUGGCUACAUCCUGUUAUACCAAAUGAUUAUAUGAAGGAUUUGCCAACAUGGAGGUAUGAUGGGUGGGGCAACGAGGAAGACCUAAAAUCAGAAAGUGAAACGGAUAUUGAUAGCGUCAGUGAUAAUGAAAAUGACAUUCUGCUAGACAUACAUGCCUGUUGUCAAGAUGAAAAUUGUAGGCUAUGUUAGCUUUGGACUACCGUGAAGGAAAUAUAUGUCUGUCAUCGAUGUGCAAUCUUGAAAAGGAAAUUGGAGAGGCAGUACUUGAGGUACAGAAAAAUCAGUGACAGCUGUCUUCAAAACAUUACAUAUGAAAAGUUAUUAAAAGUUUGUGAAAAUUGUUCAAAAACAAAGAAACAAAAUGCAGCACUCAAUUCCCAACAGAGUGAUUCAUUGAAGGAUGUAUGGCUGCUUUCACCUCAGAGUCUGACAGAAUUAAAAUGGACAGCACCAUCAUAUUCAAUAGAAAGUCGGGUAUGUGCAAUAUGCCUAGGAAGAUACCGAUGGUCAGCAGUUUUGUGUGGCCUUCCAUGUGGACACAACUACCACCACUCUUGCAUUACAGAGUGGUUAUUAAAAGAUAACCACCAUUGUCCAACCUGCCGUUGGCCAUCAUAUAAAAAUAAACCAGCUAAUACUACGCAUGAUCAUGAAGAAUAAACAGCAAAUAAAGUGUGAUCUGAUGGAAUAUUCUUGGUAAUAUUUUAUAGUUGAUAUUAUAAGGAUGAUAUUAUUCUAGAACAUAUACAUGAAUUGUCAGUUAUAAAUACCAAGCAUGAUAUUACUACAUUUAUAGGUU